CGUGUGAGGACCUUCCAAAAGCGAUUAAGAGAAGAAAGAGACCCAUACAUAUUGCCAAAAUGAAUGAGAGACAGGCCCUCCACUCUAUAAUGAAAGAUCUGGUGGCCUUACAGAUGACCAGACGCCAGCCUGUGUCCCCUUAUGACACGGCAAAGCCUAAACCUGCCAGCACGGCCAACAGACAGGAAGAUGUCAGAAUAAAAUUUGAAUUCUGUGGAGAGAGGAGGAUUCUGAUGUUUGGAAGGCCUGUUCAGUUCGAUGAAGUCCAGCAGAAAGUUAAAAGUUUUUUUGGUCAACAGCUAGACUUACAUUAUAUGAAUAAUGAGUUAUCCAUACCUUUGCGCAGUCAGGAUGACUUGGAUAAGGCCAUCGAUCUGCUAGAUCGCAGCUGCAGCAUGAAGAGCAUCAAGAUUUUACUGCUGACACAAGAGCACAGUAAUGCUCCCUCUCCGUCUUACCACACAGUCUGUAAACAGGUUCGCAUUAAAGCCUCACAGUCCACAGGAGACGUCAGUACCGUUUACCAGUCCUCUGAACCUAGGGGGCGCCACCCCUCCACCAGUUCUCAGAACACUGGGCGCAGCUCCCCGCCCCCUGGAUACGUUCCAGAGCGACAGCAGCGAAUCGCACGGCAGGGAUCUUACACCAGCAUCAACAGUGAGGGGGAGUUUAUACCUGAGACCAGUGACCAGUGUGUGCUGGACCCCUGGAGUAGUGCAGAGAACUCAGUCUCUGGUAGCUGUCAGUCACUGGACAGCAGCUCUGAUAGCCCCUCCCUCAGGAAGUCCCGCAUGCACAGAGCCAAGAGUUACCCUGAUAACAGGCAAGACUGUGCAGACCGGGAGAACCAUGUGUAUGAUAAGAUCGUGGGGAAGGGAGGAACAUACCCACGGAGGUACCACGUCUCAUUACACCACAAAGAUCACAAUGAAGGACGCCGGACAUUUCCACGGAUACGGCGUCCCCAAGGUAACCUGUUUACGUUGGUGCCCUCCCGACGAUCUCUCAACGGCAGCGAGGAGAGUCUGGGAAGCUGGCAAUUGGUGGAUGCCCAGGGCAGGCUCCGCCCCCAGGACCGCCCAGUGCCACACAAAUCUCCCACAGCUCCAGUGACCUGGCGGAGAGGGAAGCUACUGGGCCAGGGUGCAUUUGGGAGAGUGUAUCUCUGUUACGAUGUGGACACGGGACGGGAACUGGCGGCUAAACAGGUCCAGUUUGACCCUGACAGCCCAGAGACCAGCAAGGAGGUGAGUGCCCUGGAGUGUGAAAUUCAGCUGCUGAAGAACCUCCACCAUGAGCGUAUUGUUCAGUACUAUGGUUGCCUUAGAGAUCACAAUGAGAAGACCCUGACUAUUUUCAUGGAGUACAUGCCAGGGGGGUCAGUCAAAGAUCAGCUGAAGGCUUAUGGUGCCCUGACAGAGAAUGUGACCCGGAAGUACACCCGACAGAUCCUAGAGGGCAUGUCAUAUCUACACAGCAAUAUGAUUGUCCACAGAGACAUUAAAGGCGCCAACAUCCUGCGGGAUUCGGCUGGGAACGUGAAGUUGGGAGAUUUCGGCGCCAGUAAACGACUCCAGACCAUCUGCAUGUCCAGUACCGGGAUCCGUUCCGUCACUGGAACACCUUACUGGAUGAGCCCAGAGGUCAUUAGCGGCGAAGGCUACGGACGCAAAGCUGACGUCUGGAGUCUGGGCUGUACCGUGGUGGAGAUGCUGACUGAAAAACCACCCUGGGCUGAAUAUGAGGCCAUGGCAGCCAUCUUUAAAAUCGCCACUCAGCCGACCAAUCCCCUCUCCCUCACACAUCUCGGAACACACACGUGACUUCCUCCGCCGUAUAUUCGUGGAGGCUAAGCAUCGGCCCAGCGCCGAGGAACUGCUGCGACACCCCUUCUCCC
Messenger RNA from Chanos chanos (milkfish), 1897 nucleotides. RefSeq names its product mitogen-activated protein kinase kinase kinase 3 (gene map3k3). Gene Ontology annotation, biological process: protein phosphorylation. Gene Ontology annotation, molecular function: protein kinase activity; ATP binding; protein binding. The record is from RefSeq and is a predicted model, not a curated record. The transcript is spliced from 16 exons. NCBI's taxonomy places the organism in Eukaryota, Metazoa, Chordata, Actinopteri, Gonorynchiformes, Chanidae. Bases 60 to 1823 code for a protein of 587 amino acids.